This is a messenger RNA of Phaethon lepturus (White-tailed tropicbird), 1299 nucleotides long. It is a transcript of the gene RNF214, whose product is annotated as ring finger protein 214. The annotation marks the transcript as partial. The transcript is spliced from 10 exons. Lineage: Eukaryota; Metazoa; Chordata; Aves; Phaethontiformes; Phaethontidae. The record is from RefSeq and is a predicted model, not a curated record. Gene Ontology annotation, molecular function: ubiquitin-protein transferase activity.
ACUGACUUCAAGACGGCCGAUAUGGAUGCGAACACAGAUCAGGACAUCGAGAAGAACUUGGACAAAAUGAUGUCGGAGAGGGCUUUGUUGAAGGAGCGUUACCAAGAGGUGUUGGACAAGCAGAGGCAAGUGGAGAAUCAGCUGCAGGUACAGCUUAAGCAGCUGCAGCAGCGGAGGGAAGAAGAGAUGAAGAACCACCAGGAGAUCCUGAAAGCAAUUCAGGAUGUUACGAUCAAGCGAGAGGAGACAAAGAAGAAGAUGGAGAAAGAAAAGAAAGAAUUCUUGCAGAAAGAGCAGGAUCUGAAAGCUGAAAUUGAGAAGCUCUGUGAGAAAGGCAGAAGGUUGCUGAAAGAGCAGGAGGAGAAGGAAAACAAGAUUGCUUCUCUGAUUGCAGAGCAGUCCGAUGAAAAGCAGCUCUGGGAGAUGGAGCUAGAUAAGCUGAAGAACCAGCACAAUGAAAUCAACAGGAACAUCCUUGAGGAGACAGAACGGGCCUGGAAAGCAGAGAUCCUCUCCCUGGAGAGCCGCAAGGAGCUGCUGGUGUUGAAACUAGAGGAAGCGGAAAAAGAAGCAGAGCUGCACCUGACCUACCUCAAGUCUGCACCGCCCACGCUGGAGACGAUGAGGCCGAAGCAGGAGUGGGAGAUGAGGCUGAACAGGAUACGAAUGACCAAGGAAAGCGUCCGAGAUCAAUUCAACGACCACAUUCAGAUGGUGAGAAAUGGAACAAAGCUGAGCAGCCUCCCACAGAUCCCAACCCCAACGCUGCCACCUCCACCCUCGGAAACAGAUUUCAUGCUGACGGCAUUCCAGCCCAACCCAUCCCUUACUCCCAGGCUCCCGUUUCCCAUCGGACCGGUUCCCGUUCCCAUGGUCAUGCCAAGCGCCGAUCCCCGGGCACUCUCCUUUCCUCUCCUGAAUCCUGCCAUCUCCAGGCCCAACCAGCCUUCCCCGCCGCUGCCUGCUUCCCAGGGAAGAAACAGCCCGGUGGUGGCAUCGCUUAUUGGCACGCACAGCCCUCACAUGCCUCCCGCUGCCUCCAUCCCUCCUCCGCCAGGCCUGGGCGGAGUUAACGUCACUCCAGAGUUUCACAGGCUGCAGCCGGCCGAUAAGCUGGAAAAGCUGCUGGAGAAGUUGUUGACUCGGUUUCCACAGUGCAACAAGGCCCAGCUCACCAACAUACUGCAGCAGAUCAAGAGUGCUCGGAGGACCAUGGCGGGUCUGAACAUGGAGGAGCUGACCCAGCUGGUGGCGGCCAAGCUGGCAGAGCAGCAGGAGCGGGCGGCGGCCGGGGCGCAG